Syzygium oleosum is the source of this 987-nucleotide messenger RNA. Its product is annotated as protein EXORDIUM-like 7. Bases 1 to 987 code for a protein of 328 amino acids. Lineage: Eukaryota; Viridiplantae; Streptophyta; Magnoliopsida; Myrtales; Myrtaceae. The record is from RefSeq and is a predicted model, not a curated record. The transcript has a single exon.
AUGGCGGGCAUUUUCAUGGUUGCCCUACUUUUCUAUCUUCUUCCCGAGUUUUCUUGUCUAUCUCAAGAUGAUAGCUCCUAUGGCCUCUCUUAUAGUGGAGGCAAGAUCAUGACACAACCAGUCACUGUUUCUCUUCUGUGGUUUGGUCCUCAAUGGCAAGAAUCUGAUAAAGCAAUCAUAAGAAAUGCCAUUAAUUCUUUGACUUCCUCCAAAUACUCGCCAGUUCAGAAGUAUGAAGUGCCAACACUAGGAAACUGGUGGGAUAUAGUCAGGCAGUACAGAGACAAGUCCAACUCUCCGGUCACGGACUCUUUGAGUGUGGGCCCUGAAUGCUCUUACACGGGCUUUUAUCAGAACAUGACACGAGAACGGGUGAUCGAGAUCGGAAGGACAGUUUUUGAUGGCACUGCCAUUGAUGGGUCUAACGGGAGUUUGAGUUGCACUCAUGCCUUUGAAGCAAGUGAGAACAGCGUUUACCUUGCACUCUUCUCUGAUCAUGUGAUCUUCGUUGAGGGAAAUGAUCUGGAAGAUUUCAUUGAUCCGUGCAGCGGCCAUUUACCGGUCAACAUCUCUGCAACAGAGGUGAUUACUAUUGCCUGGGCUAGGGCCCCAGUCCGAGAAGUCGACCAGUGCUCAGACCUCCUAAAAGGAAGUUCCUCCUACCGAGGCCCACCAAACGGAAAUGAGAAGGUGGACAGCAUGGUCGGAUACAUGCUGGCAAGAAUAGCAGAUCAAGUUACUAAUGGAGAUGGGAGAGGAUGGAUAAGCAGUGGUGGGAAUGGGAACACGAAGACGAUUAGCAGUCUGUGCACUUCUCAAUAUGAGGGAAGACAGAGUCAUCCUCCUUUAUAUAUUGAUGCAGAGAGAAAUGUCAGUUUUAAUGCGAUUGGUCUAAAUGACCAAAGAUAUCUUCUUCAGUAUCUUUGGGACCAGAACAUCAGGAAUUGUGCACUGAAACCCACAGGUAAUGCAAAUAAUAAAGUGUAG